CAGAGUUCUACCUUGUAAAUACUGUUAUUUGUAUAUACUGUAAAUGAUGACAUCGGUGGGCACUAACCGAGCCCGGGGGAACUGGGAGCAGACACAGACACAGAGCCAGACACAGCACAAGCAGCGGCCGCAGGCCACUGCGGAACAGAUUCGACUUGCACAGAUGAUUUCGGACCACAAUGACGCUGACUUUGAGGAGAAGGUGAAACAACUGAUCGACAUCACGGGCAAGAACCAGGAUGAGUGUGUGAUUGCUCUGCACGACUGCAACGGAGAUGUGAACAGAGCCAUCAACGUGCUGCUGGAGGGCAAUCCGGACACGCAUUCCUGGGAAAUGGUCGGGAAGAAGAAGGGUGUCUCGGGACAGAAGGAGAGUGGACAGACAGAACCCAGUGAAGAAAGCAAAGAAAACCGGGAGAGGGAUCGGGAUUUCAGCAGACGACGUGGCGGGCCACCGAGGCGGGGGCGAGGUGCCAGCCGUGGAAGAGAGUUUCGGGGCCAGGAGAACGGAUUAGAUGGUGGUAAGACUGGAGGAUCUUCUGGAAGAGGCACAGAAAGAGGGAGACGGGGACGUGGCCGAGGCCGAGGUGGCUCUGGAAGGCGAGGGGGAAGAUUUUCUGCCCAAGGCAUGGGAACUUUCAACCCGGCUGACUAUGCCGAGCCGGCCGGCACGGAUGAGAACUACGGGAAUAGCAACAACAACACGUGGAACAGCACUGGGAGCUUCGAGCCGGAUGACGGCACAAGACUUGAUUUCAUUGGGGGUGAGGGGUCAAAUUAUCCCCGAAAAUUUGACACUGCUCCUGGUGCGUGGAGGGCAGCGACAGAAGAGUGGGGCACGGAGGACUGGAAUGAAGAUCUGUCUGAGACGAAGAUCUUCACUGCCUCCAAUGUGUCUUCAGUGCCUCUGCCUGCUGAGAAUGUGACAAUCACAGCUGGACAGAGAAUCGAUCUUGCGGUCCUGCUAGGAAAGACGCCCUCUUCUAUGGAGAAUGAGUCAACAAGCCUGGAGUCAUCCCAGGCUCCUUCCCUGGCCCAGCCGCUGGUGUUCAGCAAUUCCAAGCAGAGUGCUAUAUCCCAGCCGGCCUCUGGUAACUCCUUCUCUCACCACAGCAUGGUGAGCAUGCUGGGGAAAGGGUUUGGAGAUGUCGGGGAGGCCAAAGGCAGCAGUACCACAGGUUCUCAGUUCCUGGAGCAGUUCAAGACAGCCCAGGCUCUGGCUCAGCUGGCUGCUCAGCACACCCAGCCUGGUGGGAGCACCACUGCUUCUUCCUGGGACAUGGGAUCCACCACGCAGACCUCGUCUCUCGUGCAGUAUGAUCUCAAGAACCCAGCGGACUCUUCGGUGCAUAGUCCCUUCACCAAGCGUCAGGCCUUCACGUCGACUUCAACCAUGAUAGAAGUGUUCAUGCAGGAGAAACAGCCUGUGGUGACUGCUUCCACAACUGUGCCGGCACCCGCUUCCUCGCCGCUGCCCAGCAAAACCAAUCCUGUUCCCCAGAUGUCCCCAGGGUCCUCGGACAACCAGUCCUCCAGUCCCCAGCCGGCACAGCAGAAGCUGAAGCAGCAAAAGAAGAAAGCAUCGUUAACAUCAAAGAUUCCUGCACUUGCGGUGGAAAUGCCUGGCUCAGCGGAUAUCUCAGGGCUAAACCUGCAGUUUGGGGCAUUACAGUUUGGUUCGGAGCCUGUUCUUGCGGAGUACGAAUCGACGCCCACCACAAGCGCCGCCGUUAGCCAGUCUCAAAGCAGCCUGUACACCAGCACGGCGAGUGAAUCUUCAUCCACAAUUUCGUCCAAUCAAAGCCAGGAGUCUGGUUACCAGAGCGGCACAAUACAGACAGCAACGUUUACCUCCCAGAACAGCGCUCAGGGACCACUGUACGAACAGAGAUCCACCCAGACGAGGCGAUACCCAAAUUCCAUCUCCUCCUCGCCGCAGAAAGAUCUGACCCAGGCCAAGAAUGGUUUCAGUUCUGUGCAACCCACGCCGUUACAAACCACACAGGCCGUUGAAGGUGCUACAGGCCCCGCAGUGAAAUCCGAUUCCCCCUCCGCUCCCAGUAUCACACCUCUCAACGAUGGGGUGUCUGCGUCGUCCUUGCUGACGACAGCCAGCCAACACUCAACAGCUCUGAGCAGCCUGAGCCACAGUGAGGAGCUCCCCAGUACGACCACCGCCCAACUCAGCAGUACGUUACCCACCCAGCAGAACAGUCUGUCCUCAUCCACAUCCUCCGGGCGAACAUCAACGUCAACUCUUCUGCACACCAGUGUGGAGAGUGAAGCUAGUCUCCAUUCUUCUGCUAGCACUUUCUCCACCUCCUCCAGCACCGUGUCGGCCGCCCCGCCAGUCGUGAGCGUUUCAUCCAGUCUCAGCAGUGUCAGCAGCCUGGGCCUCAGCCUCAGCAGCAACUCCACAGUGACGGCCUCAACUCGCAGCUCCGUUGCAACAACAUCAGGAAAAGCCCCUCCCAAUCUCCCUCCUGGAGUGCCACCGUUGUUGCCUAAUCCGUACAUCAUGGCUCCAGGGUUGCUACACGCCUAUCCGCCACAGGUGUAUGGAUAUGAUGACUUGCAAAUGCUUCAGACGAGAUUCCCAUUGGAUUACUACAGUAUCCCAUUCCCUACGCCCACCACCCCGCUGACUGGAAGAGAUGGCAGCCUGAGCAGCAAUCCGUACUCUGGUGACUUAACAAAAUUUGGCCGAGGCGAUGCCUCUUCCCCUGCGCCGGCAACGACUUUGGCCCAGCCUCAGCAGAGCCAGACGCAGACUCACCACACCACGCAGCAGACGUUCCUGAACCCAGCGCUGCCUCCUGGCUACAGUUACACCAGUCUGCCGUACUACACAGGGGUACCAGGGCUCCCCAGCACCUUCCAGUACGGGCCCGCCGUGUUCCCUGUUGCUCCUACCUCUUCCAAGCAGCAUGGUGUGAAUGUCAGCGUCAAUGCAUCAGCAACCCCUUUUCAGCAGCCCAGUGGCUAUGGCUCUCAUGGAUACAGCACCGGCGUAUCCGUGACAUCCAGUAAUACAGGAGUGCCGGACAUCUCGGGCUCUGUCUACUCCAAAACUCAGGUUAGUGUCUGGGCUGUGCUCCGGGAAGGCGCCGCUUUGCUGGGGAGCGGAAGCGCAGCGCGGAGACGGCCUCCCUGGGCAGUGAGGUCUCCUCCCCUUGGAGCACCCAGCCAGGGAGACGGGAAACGCUCGGCUUUUCCCAACCUAGAGCAAUUCCAAGCCCAGAAGGAGCCGUAG
Molecule: messenger RNA, 3253 nt
Organism: Opisthocomus hoazin
Lineage: Eukaryota; Metazoa; Chordata; Aves; Opisthocomiformes; Opisthocomidae
Source: RefSeq, a predicted model, not a curated record